Messenger RNA from Neltuma alba, 1074 nucleotides. RefSeq names its product metallothiol transferase FosB-like. The transcript is spliced from 3 exons. Lineage: Eukaryota; Viridiplantae; Streptophyta; Magnoliopsida; Fabales; Fabaceae. The record is from RefSeq and is a predicted model, not a curated record. Bases 124 to 753 code for a protein of 209 amino acids.
CAUUCACAUUACUCAAAUAAACCUUCUUCUUCAUUUCUUCGCUCUCGUUUUGCCUUCUCCGUCUGUGCAUUGCUCGUCAGAGAGAGAGAGAGUGAGAAGCGUCUGAUCUGACGUGAGAGAGGCAUGGAUCUUCGAGUGGAAGAAUUAGUGUCAGCAUCAUCACCAUCACCAGUUUCCGCUUCCAAUUCCGAAGCCGUUCCUCUUCCUUUGCUCUCUCUCAACCACGUCUCCUUCGUCUGCAAGAAUGUGAGCCAGUCUGUCAAGUUCUAUGAGGAUGUCCUUGGAUUCGUUCUCAUCAAGAGGCCUUCUUCCUUCAACUUCGAAGGAGCCUGGUUAUUCAACCAUGGAAUGGGCAUACACUUGCUGGAGUCAGACAAGGUUCCUACAAAGAAAGGGAAGAUCAACCCUAAAGAUAACCACAUUUCCUUUCAAACCUCAGAUAUGCAGCUCAUAAUGAGGAAGCUGGAGUCAAUGAACAUAGAGUAUGUGACAGCAGUUGUGGAAGAUGGUGGAGUUACAGUUGAUCAGCUCUUCUUCCAUGAUCCAGAUGGGUACAUGAUAGAAAUAUGCAAUUGUCACAAUCUCCCUGUGCUCCCACUUUCCUCAUGCCCUCUCAAGCUACCUAACAACCAUGAGAAACAUCACCCACCAUCUUUCUACGGUGAGAGGGACCUGAAGAUGAGCUGCUCUGCUGAGGUCGUUUCGCUGAUGAUGGAGAAUUUGAUUUCAGACAUGCUCAAGAUCUCAAUAUGAGAAUUUUCAAAACUACAUGUACAAAAAUUUGUGCAAUAGGCCAUUACAGUGAGUUGUUUGUGAAUGCAAGAGAGUAUUUGUAAUGUAAGUUGAUCACAAAGUGAUGUUUUGGUACCAAAAACCAAACCAAUCCUAAGAAACUGCAACAUCACAAUGUCUUCUCUUUUUUUUUUUUUUUUUUUUUAAUUUCGUUCCUUCCUUUUUGAAUGAACUCCGUGCCCUAUCUUUAAUUCUCAGUGUUAUAUGUCGUGCAGUUUGUGAAUGAGUAUCCAAUUACUUUUAUUUUAAACCCAGCAUUGAUGGAUUAAGAGUGAAAAGUUC